AUGCUGCGCGUCCGUCCAGCACUGCGUGUCGCGUUUAAACGCGUUCCACGACGAGCAAUGGCGACGGAUAGCAUCCCAUUUAUCCCUCCGGAAUCCACAAAACGCAUGAUUCGAGGACGAGGACCCGUGCAGCCCAUGCCAGAGUCGCCUACCUUCUUUUCCGGGCAUUCUGCCUAUCUCGACAGAGUCUACAAUCUCGAAAAGCAGCUAAACGAAUUCACAUCGCUCAUGCACCGCGCCCACAUCACGCCUCUGCCAAAAGUUGCAGAACAUCACAUUGGCCAUGUGCCAUCAUAUUGGAGAGAUGUCAAUGAAAUGUAUCAAAUCCUCGGAAAGGCUAUCAAGGGCACGCAGUAUCGACGACUCAUCUCUGUCCUCACCCAACUCAACAAACUGCGUCGAGUCGCAUUGCUAUGCGGGAGAGAGGAUAUCGCGCAGAGCAUUGAAAAAAUCAUAACACCAUACGAAAAAUCCAACAAGGCCGUACUGGAGUCCCUGAGCACGGGACGAAAGCGACCCGAGCCAGACGAGUUUGGCCGUGUCUAUGCCGUUGGCCGACGAAAGACGAGCUCUGCACGGGUAUGGGUAAUCAAAGUCAAGGAUCAAGAAUUCAGAGAUGCUUCGGACCGUGGUUCUGUCCCCGUAGCGUCCUGUAUUGUCAAUGGCAUCCCAGCCGCACAGUACUUUACGCAUGUAGUCGACCGAGAGCGCCUUUUCAGACCGUUAAAAUUGACAGGUCUCUUGUCUUCUUACAACGUGUUUGCGCUUGUCAGAGGCGGUGGAACCACGGGCCAGGCAGAGGCCAUUGCUGUUGGUAUGGCAAAGGCACUCGAAGUCUUGCAGCCAAACGUAAAACCAAUAAUAAAGCAAGCCAAGCUCAUGCGACGCGAUCCACGUAUGGUGGAAAGGAAGAAGACCAAUCUUGCAAAGGCAAGAAAGGCGUACACAUGGGUCAAGCGAUAG
Serendipita indica DSM 11827 is the source of this 963-nucleotide messenger RNA. NCBI's taxonomy places the organism in Eukaryota, Fungi, Basidiomycota, Agaricomycetes, Sebacinales, Serendipitaceae. The record is from the annotation of a GenBank genome assembly.